Molecule: messenger RNA, 1134 nt
Organism: Leptosomus discolor (cuckoo roller)
Lineage: Eukaryota; Metazoa; Chordata; Aves; Leptosomiformes; Leptosomidae
Source: RefSeq, a predicted model, not a curated record
AUAGAUGAUCCAGAAAAUGACCUGCACGAGAUGGUGCAUGAAGCUGAUAUCGUCGGCACUGUGGCCAACCUUGGUGCAAAUCAAGCCCUGACCUCAGACUACGUGGGCUCCGGUUACGAGAGAGGGCUACUCAAUCCCAGCUUGCUUAAUGAGGCAGAUUUCCAGGUGGCCACGUACACGCUUACGAAUGCUGUCCCUCUGAGCCCAUCUCUGAGCCAAAGCUGGCACAGGGACAUUGGGAAGGUAGUGGAGCAAGCUCUGGUCCCUCACUGCCCCACGAAGGAUCAUCUGUAUCUCCUUGCAGGCGCGAUUCCUUCCAGUGUCCGAGUUAAAGGCAAGUUGUCAGUGCCAGAGACCCUCUGGCUGGCAGCCUGCUGUGAUGCUCCGGAGGGAUGGUCCCUGGGACUAGUGAAACAGAUGAAUGAUGAAAACAGCUUGGCAGACCUCACGGUGGGAGAGCUGGAGAAGCAGCUUUUAGCAGGAGUUAACUUGUUCGAGGGCAACUGUGGAGGAGACAACCAAAGGCAGGAGAAAACAGAAGCAAUACUGCAAGCUGUCAGUCAGAUUCGCUCUGGAGAGCAAGUGGGAACAAGUGACAACCAGGAGGCCAAAGACAGCGGCUUAGUGAGAAAAGUGGCUGGCAUCAUUGCUACCCCUUUCAUCAAACUUCUGGAACUCCUCAUCUAUGUGUUUGUGGAGCUGGUGAAAUUCGUGUUUUAUUUUCUGUGGCUUGUUAUCAAGUGGGUUGGUGGUACAGUUCUGAACAGAGUCUACAGCCUGUGGAACGGGGUGGUGUCCUACCUUAAAGCCAUCAGCAUGGUGCUCAUCAGCAUCCCUUAUGAUGUGGGGAGGGUCGUUGUCAACAUCUUGCUGGGCUUCCUGCAAAUUGUUCAAGACGUGCUGUCCAUCACCUGCAUGAUCCUGCGCAUCCCCGUGACGUUUGUCCUUUACCUCGCUGCUUUCCCUUACCACACCGUCUGUGCCAUUCCUGCCAUCCUCAAAGACAUGACCACUGGGAUCAGGGGAGUCUUCUCGCUGGUCAUCGAUGCCACAGCUGCACUUCUGCAUGGCUUUUAUUACCUGGCUUGUCACAUGGUCAAACGGUUUGUCCCUAAAGGCUCCUCUGAUGACUGA